GAUCUUUAACUGUUGCAACACAAACCAACCAAUGGUUCAAAGAGCUCUAGAUAUAUCCAUCAGAUUAGGUUCAUUUCAGCUCACUUCUCUCCCACACCACACUCUCUCAACAAGCAAGGCACAGACCCAGCUCUCUCUAUCUCUCCCAUACAAUUUCACUAUGUCAAGUCUGACAGUUUCAACAUCUUGCUUGCUCAAAGCAGCUGCUCCAAGCAGUUCCAAAGGUCUCAACUUGAGCAGAUCCUGUGCCUUGAUCAAGAACCCAUCUUCAUUGGGUUCUGUAAAGAAUGUCUCUAAAGCAUUUGGGUUGCAGUAUUCUUCCUCCUUCUCCUCCUCCUCCUUCCGAGUGUCUGCAAUGGCAGCUUACAAGGUAACGCUCAUUGGACCUGGUGGUGUAAAGUAUGAGCUUGAAGUACCUGGAGAUAUUUACAUCCUUGAUGCAGCAGAGGAGGCAGGAAUAGACCUGCCCUACUCAUGCAGGGCAGGGGCCUGUUCUUCUUGUCUUGGGAAAGUUGUUUCGGGAACUGUUGAUCAAUCUGAUCAAUCAUUCUUAGAUAAUGACCAGAUGGAGGAAGGCUUUGUGCUGACCUGUGCUGCAUACCCUACAUCAGACCUUGUGAUUCAAACCCACAAGGAAGAUGAACUUUCAGGGUAGAAAUUGGUUCUUUGUUGUUAAAUUUGAUGUCUAUUGUGUAAUGGGUUGUUCUCAACUAAAACUCUUUCAGUUACUCUCUACCAUGUAGAGAGUUUCAUCAAAAUUGGUUGAAUUGAUAUUCUCAAUCUGGUUGA
Molecule: messenger RNA, 789 nt
Organism: Tripterygium wilfordii
Lineage: Eukaryota; Viridiplantae; Streptophyta; Magnoliopsida; Celastrales; Celastraceae
Product: ferredoxin-1, chloroplastic-like
Exons: 2
Coding region: 32-655 (207 amino acids)
Biological process (GO): electron transport chain
Molecular function (GO): electron transfer activity; 2 iron, 2 sulfur cluster binding
Source: RefSeq, a predicted model, not a curated record